AUGGACGAACCCUUGUAUUCAAUGUUCACCGGGGCGGACGCAGAGAGGAACUCCCACGCCCUUCUGGAGGGCCGCCUUCCAAUGCCGGAUGGGAUUGAUUCUUACACUCAGUCAUUCCUGGAGCAGUGCCGUUUCCAUCAAGGGCAGCACUCUAUGAUCCCGAUGGAAGUGUCGCCGGACGAUCAUACUUACUUCUGGUCCCAUAAUCCAGAGAAUAAGGGAUCGGAACCGCAUGGGCUUCAUAACAGGCAUUUCAAGGCUGGGAUCUAUUCUUCUACGGUGGCCCAAUGCGACGCUCUCUUCUGCCACAUACCCUUGACAACUGGGUUUGUCCCUCACAACUGGCGGCAUCUGAUGAAUUUCGCCAUUGAAAAGAAGCCAGGAGACUUUCGGCUGACGAAAAUGCGUACAAUUCAGCUCAUGAAUUCUGAAUCCCAACCGAACUACAAGAAACUGGGCCGCCUGGCCAUGGCCUACGGGGAAGGACAUCACCUCUUGGCCGAUGGACAGUGCGGGUCUCGAAAGCACCAUCAAGCGAUCGAUCUUGCCCUGUCUAAACGCCUUGUGUGGGACCUGCUGAUUCUCCAGCGCCGCUCUGCGGGGUGGAUUUCAAAUGACGCAAAGUCUUGUUUUAAUCGGGUCGUUCAUUGGGUUGCGGUGUUAGCUAUGAUGCGCCUGGCGAUUACUUGGAAUGCGUUGCGCAUGAUGUUUGACACUCUCGCAACGUCCACGCACCGAGUGCGGACGGGCUUUGGUGACUCUGAAGAGAGCUUUCAUCCCCCUUCCAUGGUACCAUUUCAGGGGUGCGGCCAGGGCAACGGAGCGGGCCCGCCCAUUUGGGUCUCGGUUAGCUCCGUCAUCAUCCAGAUGAUGACCGCGAUGGGCUUCGGCUUCGAAUGCCUCACCGCAAUUGAUUCCCAACUGAUCACCGCUCAGUGUUUCUGCUUCGUCGACGACACGGAUGUGAUCAAAGCGGGCAAGUCCGUGGAACAAUCCGGCGAGGAUAUAUGCCACUCCGUCCAACAAGCGGCUUCCACGUGGGCUGGAGGCAUUAGUGCUACUGGAGGGGCAAUUAACCCAGAAAAGUCCUUCUGGUGGUUGAUUGACUUUGUGUGGGACUCCAGAGAGGGCAAAUGGAGGUUCCGCCGGACACACCAACUUCUACCGGAUCAUCCAUUACAAAUACCUGGACUGACUGGCGAAUUGGAAGCCUUACGCCGUCUGGAGCCGGAUGAGGCAGAGAAAACCUUGGGGGUCAUGUUGGCCCCAUUAGAAGAUCAACAGGCACACGUCGCCCACCUCAAGAGUAUCGCCAAAAAGUGGGCUGAGCAAGUGCGAUCGGGGCAUCUACACAAAUACGAUGUCAUUCCCCUUAUCAAGACAACAGUGAUGAAAUCCCUGGAAUAUCCUAUGGUGUUAACUACACUGGAUGUUGUGACAUGGGUGUCAAUUAUGAGUCCUGUUCUCCAAGUCUGCCUGCCGAAGGCCGGCAUAUGCAGGAGCUUUCCUCAUUACAUGGUUCUUGCCCCUCUCAAAUUCCAGGGUCUGGGCAUCCCCCAUCCGUUUGGUACUCAGGUGUCUAAACAUAUUGAGGUCCUGCUUCGCCACUUGUCCAACCGAACGAAAACUGGGGCGUAUAUGGAGGCUGCGGUUCAAGAACACCAACUUGAGACCGGCACCUCCUUCGGACUCUUCCAGCAGGACUAUAGCAACACGGCAAUUUUGGCGUCAGAUACUUGGCUCAAAAGAGUCUGGAAAGAGUUGGAGGACUUGGAUAUCUACAUUGCUCUUGACUCUCCUGUCCUCUCUCUCCGGUGCGACGGCGAUGCCUUGCUCAUUGAGGUAUUCAUGGAGUUGGAAGUGGACCAGGACGCUCUGAAAUGGCUCAACUGGUGCCGUAUGUUCCUCCAAGUUUGCACCGUCUCCGACAUCGUUACCGCCGAUGGCCGCAGCAUCCGGGAGUCCAUGUGGCAUGGGGAACGUGACUACGCUCAUCGGUCGUCAUAUCAAUGGCCUCGCACUGUCCGGCCCAACAGGAACCACUGGAAGCUGUGGCAGGACCACCUUACUCGAGCACUACUUGUCUCUGACGGAACCCAGCGCCUACUGCGUCAUCCUCUGGGGCCAUGGUUCGAUCCUCUCGACAACUGGAACUGGUUAUGGUCUUCUACCCACGGAUUGUUCCACCGCCAGGGCCACGGAUGGCAACACUACCGUCACUGUCGCUCCUCCACACGGAGCAUUCAAUGGGACUAUCCUCGUUCUACGCAAUUGUCCGGGUGCAAACGACCACAUAACAAGCCUACCGACAACGGCGUCAGCUUCUUGCCAGCCCCCUUUUGGACCCACCCACUCCCAGCUGACUUGUGCCGAGCUACCGUCCACAUUACGCCUUCGCUAGGUACUCUAGCCCUCACCGGCACUGGGACAACACCGAUGCAGCCGCAUCACGACUCUCAACCGUCUUUGCUAGCUGCCUGGAUGGCCGCCUCAGCCAGGGUGACCGAGUAUGUUGGCUGGACCCCUGAAGAAAUAGAGAUUGAUGGCGACAAAAGCCUCCUUGCUGCAGCCCUACUCGAAGACCGGCUGUGUGUGAUCAGCGACGGUUCUUAUAAGCUCGGUCUGGGCAUGGCAGCGGUUCAACUGCUUCCACGUAAGGGUGGCAAGGAACGUAUUAUUGUUCGGUGCCAGACUCCGGGUCUAACUGAUGACCAGAGCGCGUACCGGAGUGAAUUGAUUGGCCUACUGGCCGGUAUCAUGGUUGUUGAUUGGCUCCUGGACCAGUGGGCCCCAACACUUCGAUCACCACCCCGCGUUAGGAUUG
Molecule: messenger RNA, 2824 nt
Organism: Cylindrotheca closterium
Lineage: Eukaryota; Bacillariophyta; Bacillariophyceae; Bacillariales; Bacillariaceae
Source: the annotation of a GenBank genome assembly